Molecule: messenger RNA, 1497 nt
Organism: Mangifera indica (mango)
Lineage: Eukaryota; Viridiplantae; Streptophyta; Magnoliopsida; Sapindales; Anacardiaceae
Product: putative disease resistance protein At3g14460
Exons: 1
Coding region: 1-1497 (498 amino acids)
Source: RefSeq, a predicted model, not a curated record
AUGGCUCAAGGUUACCUUGGGUUUGACAAUGAUACAGAGAUGAAGGUAAUAGGCCAAGACUAUUUUGAUUAUUUGGCAUCACGAUCAUUCUUCCAAGAGUUUCAAAAAGAUGAAGAUGAGAAUAUCAUAAACUGUAAGGUGCAUGAUAUUGUUCAUGACUUUGCUCAAUAUCUUAGUAAAAAUGAAUAUUUUACUGUAGAAAUCAAUGAAGGCAGCAAGGAGCUAGUCAUAAACACUUCCAAUGAGAAAGCCCGACAUUUAAUGUUAACGCUUAAACACGGGGCUACAUUUCCCAUCUCCAUUUGUAGCAUCAAAAGUUUGCGGAGUCUCUUAAUUGAUUGUAAAGGUUUUAUGGAUUUGGUGACUAAUGAUGUUCUACCAAAUCUCUUUGGUGAAUUGACAUGUUUAAGGGCGUUAGACAUAAGUUUGGGAUUCCCAGGUGCGAAUUUGAUUACAACAAUUCCAACAGAGGUAAAAAAAUUGAUACAUUUGAAAUAUCUGAAUUUGUCUGGUCAUGAUAUGGAAAAACUUCUGGAAACUUUAUGUGAGUUAUACAAUCUGCAAACUUUAGAUAUUUCUCGGUGCAGGGAGAUUAAAGAACUGCCUCAAAGGAUGGGGAAGUUGAUAAACUUGCGGCAUUUGAUUAAUCAUGAUACAUUUUUAUUAAGUUACAUGCCCAAGGGAAUUGAGAAAUUAACUUGUCUCCAAACAUUGAGUAAAUUCAUCGAAAAUAGCAGCAGCAGUGAUGGUGGUAAAGCAUGUAGUACUCUUGCAUGCUUGAAAGAUUUGAAACAUUUAAGAGGAAGGCUUGAAAUUAGAGGGCUAGGAAAUGUGACCAAUGUGAGUGAGGUUAAGAGAAUGCAAAUUCUCAGCAGUAAGAAAAGCCUCUUUGAUUUAAUGCUAAUGUUCGAUAAAGAUGGAGAAGGAGAGAGGAAAAAAGAUGAUGAUGAGUUACUUCUUGAGGCUUUGCAACCGCAUCCAAAUUUAGAGAAAUUAGAUAUAUGUCAUCACAGAGGCAGCACUUUUCAUUCUGAUUGGAUCAUGUCAUUAACCGGGCUGAGGGAAUUGCGUCUUUCCUGUUACCGAAAUUGUAUUUAUUUGUCUCCCUUGGGAAAAUUGCCAUCACUUGAAUCACUAACGAUAGCUGGAAUGAGUGUGAAAAACCUAGUUACAGGAAUCGAAAGCGAUGGUGCAUUUUCAUCGUCUACAUCAGUUAUUCUCUUUCCCAAGUUGAAAGUUCUUGAAUUCUGGCAUAAUUACGAAUGGGAAGAGUGGGAUUACGGGAAUACAAUCUUGCCAUGCCUUGCUUCUUUGUCAAUCAAUUACUGUAGAAAAUUACGUGCACUGCCCGAUGGCCUUUUCCAGGGGGCAAAAAAUCUACAACAUUUGGAGAUUUAUGAAAGUGAUCUUUUGGAAGAACGUUACAGAAAGGGAACAGGAGAGGACUGGCAAAAGAUCACCCACAUUCCCAACAUCAAAUUCACCGGUGAUUGGUGA